Molecule: messenger RNA, 2526 nt
Organism: Saccostrea echinata
Lineage: Eukaryota; Metazoa; Mollusca; Bivalvia; Ostreida; Ostreidae
Product: vacuolar protein sorting-associated protein 51 homolog
Exons: 20
Coding region: 23-2359 (778 amino acids)
Biological process (GO): Golgi organization; endocytic recycling; retrograde transport, endosome to Golgi
Cellular component (GO): membrane; EARP complex; GARP complex
Source: RefSeq, a predicted model, not a curated record
GGCCGACGGAGAAGAAGGAGAUAUGAAUAAUGAUGGCAUCCAAAAAAAGCGGCAUGGAAUGCUUAAAAUGUACUAUGGGAUGGAGGAAGGAACACCUGGAUCCCCCACUAUAGAUCCCUGUGAUAUCAAUGGAGCACAUUUCAACCCAGAAAUGUAUCUCUCCAAGCUAAUAAAAGAGAAAUCUCUGACAGAAUUAAUGGAUGAAGAGGCAAAGACGGUCACUCAGAUCAGAGCUCUUGACAGUGAUAUGCAAACUCUGGUAUAUGAAAACUACAACAAAUUCAUCAGCGCCACAGACACCAUUAGAAAAAUGAAAAAUGAUUUUAAGAAAAUGGAGGAUGAAAUGGACCAUUUGGCAACCAACAUGUCGACGAUAACAGAAUUCAGUGGCAAUAUUAGCACCACACUACAGGAUAGAAGACAAGAAAUUACUAAACUAUCAGGAGUUCACUCCCUUCUCAAGAGACUUCAAUUUCUGUUUGAGCUUCCUAAGAGAUUGAACAAGUGCAUUGAAAUGAAUGCAUACAGUCAAGCUGUCAGAUACUACAGUAAAGCCAAAAGAAUCCUACAGCGAUACCAGCACAUUACCAGUUUCCAGGGAAUUAACCAGGAUUGUCAUCAGAUCAUCCAACACCUCUGUCAGAUUCUCAGACAGCAGUUCAAGGAUAAAGAGUCAACACCCAAACAGCUGGCAGAGUGUGUGGAUCUCUUACUACAAUUAAAUGAACCUGCUGAAGAGUUAUGUGAAGAAUUUCUCUCACAUGCUCGACAGAAGAUAGAAGUCGAUUUGUCACUGCUGGACCGACAGAUUCGGCUACAGAUGGGGGAAGACAUGAAGGAGGAGAUGGAAUCCCCAGCAGAGGCCUACCUAGCCACCCCCAUGGAUGUUUUGGAAUUUGUGGACAAUGGAUGUAAUGGCUUUCUGAGUAACAUCUGCCUUGUAAUUGCCUCAUAUAAUGACAUGUUUCUAAACAGGCUGCAGGAAGAUGAAAAUUUAGAUGCCAUAGCACUGAAGAAGUUGGUGAAUUUUGUCAAUGAUUUAAUGGAGAGAUAUUUUUCAUAUGUUCAAAGACGUAUCCAACUUGAGAGGGAGACAGGGGACAACACAAUUCUUGUUAGAUCACUGGACAGAUUCCAUCGUCGGUUACAAGCCAUGAACAAGCUUCUACCUGACACUGAUUUCUCCAGGGCUGGAACAGACAUUGUCUCUAAAGCUGCCAGGGACCGUGUGGGGUAUUAUCUACAGGCCCUCAAACAACACUUUUCUGAUUGUAUGACAGAUGUCAGACAGAGUUUAGCUGCCCCAAAGACUGCUGGGAAAGAGGGUGGAGCUAACCUGAAUGAACUCCUUGGUAACAUGCAGACCUCCAUAUUAGAACAAAUCAAGUCAGUGCUGGGAAAUCUACAGGCAUUCACUGCUUCGGACAUCACAUUUGCCACUAAGCCAUACUUCAGGGGACCAUUCUGUACCCAUGAUGUCAGAGAGGGGCUUGUAGUGGCCUUCUUAACUCACAUCAACACAGUCUGUGAGGAGUUUUGUGAGGGAGGCGGAGACAAGAGUUCUAUUCCUCCUACCCUUCUACUGAUUCUGUCUCGCCUGUGUCUAGAUUUUGAGGGAUCCACCAUAUCUUACUUGAUAACUCUAACAGAGGAACAGUUUAUGGUGGAAGAAAGAACAAAAGUGACCCCCAUCAGUGACCUGACCACCCAUUCCAAGGACACAGCCCAGAAACUUCUUAAUCACUAUGUCAAAGUACAGGGUCUGUCUAUGUCACAGAUGCUGCGUAAGAGUGUUGAGACUAGGGACUGGCUGAACACCAUUGAGCCACGUAAUGUGAGAGCUGUGAUGAAACGGGUCAUUGAGGACAUAAGUGCUAUAGACACACAGGUGGGACAACUCUACGAGGAAGGAGCGCGGAAGGAGCGUAGUAGUGAUUCCAGUCGCCGUACUCAUCCGCAGAGUUACAGUGUGUCAGCCGCACAGAGGAAGGGUCAGUGGAACAUUGCUCCCAGCAUCACUGACAACAGUUUAAUGAGCAACAUUCAGAAAUUGUUUUCUGAGAAGAUUGAGAUAUUCAGUGCUGUGGAUUUCUCCAAAGUCUCUGUUUUAACUGGAAUCAUCAAAAUCAGUUUAAAGACAUUCUUGGAAUGUGUGAGGCUGAGAACAUUUGGUCGCUAUGGUCUACAACAGAUACAAGUGGACACACAUUAUCUACAGCUUUAUCUGUGGAGAUUUGUGUCAGAUGAAAAUUUGGUACAAGUUCUACUGGAGGAGAUAGUGUGUAGUACAGUACACAGAUGUCUCGACCCCUCCAUGAUGGAACCCAGCGUUAUUGAGCUUAUCUGUGAAAGAGGUUGAUGCCAGAAGAAGAUGGUUUUUGCACCAGGACAGUAAUACAUUGAAUGAAAAAAUCAAUUAUUUAUUUUCUACCAUUUUGGAAUAUUUAUUUGUAAAUAAAAUUAUUGUACAUAUUUUUUUGUACAUGAAUUACAUGGUGAUCUUUCGAGAAAUAAAUAUGUUUAUAA